This is a messenger RNA of Formica exsecta, 1145 nucleotides long. RefSeq names its product cap-specific mRNA (nucleoside-2'-O-)-methyltransferase 1-like. The coding region runs from base 54 to 995 and encodes 313 amino acids. The record is from RefSeq and is a predicted model, not a curated record. The transcript has 3 exons. Lineage: Eukaryota; Metazoa; Arthropoda; Insecta; Hymenoptera; Formicidae.
UUUUGCGAGGAUCCGAUGCUGACCAAGCCAAAACAAGCGGAUAUACAAAAGAAAUGCCUAAAUUAUUGGAAUAUACUGAUAAAACUCGCGUGAGGCCGCAGAUCGUAAGACUACAAAAUAAGAUACAGAAAAUUUUAAAUGGCUUUGAAUAUUUUUUCGCACUCGAAGCACAGAAAUUGGAAAACGACAAUGUAAAAAGUAUAUUGAAUCAACCAUACAAUUGGUACUGCAUGCCCUGUGGUUCCGGUCCGUGUGUCGAAGAGGAUAAAGUAGCAACAUUUUAUUUGAGUUUGGGAAGGAGAAAAGUAUUUCGUUACAUGAAAGGAGGCGAAUGGGAACCGAUUGAAGAUAUAAAGAUAUACCUAUCACCUGAUACUCUUGUAUACGCCGAAUUAGUAUAUGAAGCAAAACGGACGGGAAAAUACUUCUCCAAGACACGUGCAUUGCAUAUUUUGGAUGCUUACAUGCUUGGUGGAGUAGAUGUUAGCAAACGAUACUUAGAUGAUAGGUAUAAACUAACUAAGCUAUUUUGCGAAUCACUGCAGAAAUCAGUUCCAAAUGACUACAUAUGUGUGCGCGCCAAGGAGAGGUUUAUGCUGAAUCCUGAUAUAGGGAAGAAUUUGCGUGUCGCGCAACGUCGUGUGGAAAUGCCCAUUGCGUUCGAGUCGCGAGAGAGUCUCUUGGAACGUGACGACAAAAACGAUAAAGAACCCAUAUAUUUCGCAUAUAACAGCGUACUUUUCUUAAAAAGCAUCACUCAGCCUUGGUCACGUCAUAUUAGCAAAAAAACAGAUGAAUUUUAUGUCUAUAAUUCGAUUACCAAAGUAGCGGAAUACGAAAUCCGAAACAAUCAACAUAAUAGACCACCCGAAGCCGAAGCUGAUUUUAAAGAGGCAUUCGAGAAACGUAUUAUCUGGGAUUGGCCUGGCAGUCAAAACUUAGCAUUGAAUAUGGACACUUUAGUUGCGAUGAUAAAUUCAUCACAAAAUGUCUGAAUCAUGUGUAUUAUAUUAUACAUAUCGUAAAUAAUUAUGUCAAAGUUUUCUUAAGUUCUUGGAUUUUCGUUAAAACAUAUUACUUUUGAUUAUAGAGAAUUUAUCAUAGUUUUAUUUAAUAGUUAAUAUCUCAAAAACUAUUAAAAUAAG